Messenger RNA from Pseudomyrmex gracilis, 2805 nucleotides. Its product is annotated as splicing factor 3A subunit 1-like. Lineage: Eukaryota; Metazoa; Arthropoda; Insecta; Hymenoptera; Formicidae. The transcript is spliced from 12 exons. Gene Ontology annotation, cellular component: U2-type prespliceosome; catalytic step 2 spliceosome; U2 snRNP. Gene Ontology annotation, molecular function: RNA binding; protein binding. The record is from RefSeq and is a predicted model, not a curated record. The coding region runs from base 1 to 2805 and encodes 934 amino acids. Gene Ontology annotation, biological process: mRNA cis splicing, via spliceosome; regulation of alternative mRNA splicing, via spliceosome.
AUGAUCUUUCAACCGGUGAGUUUUCUGAACAUAACCAAUUUAAGUUGUCUGAACGGACCCUAUGAUAGCACCUUUACUUGCUUGCUGCUUGGCGUAUGGACGAACUUAAUUCUGUCCUAUGAGCUGAGCCAUAUAUGCACUUGCUUGCUGCUGCUGCAGUGCAUCGUGCUGCGUGCUGCAAGCGUCUGCAAAACUGAUAUCUCUGUGAAUAAAAUGUCGGAAGUAGCGGUGCAACAACCGCCGCCGAUAGAAAAUGAAGAUAAUGCUCCUUCGUCACAGCCGAUUGUGGGCAUUAUUUAUCCGCCGCCAGAAGUUAGGAAUAUUGUUGACAAAACUGCCAGCUUUGUGGCGAGGAAUGGGCCGGAGUUUGAGUCUAGAAUCAGACAAAAUGAGUUGGGCAAUCCCAAAUUCAAUUUUUUAAACUUCGGUGAUCCCUAUCACGCUUAUUAUCAGCACAAAGUGAAAGAGUUUAAAGAAGGUAAAGGCCAAGAGCCUAUGGUAGGUUCAAUUCCUCUGAAGGGUGUUAAUCUUACCGCACAUCAGAAGCAGCAGGAGAUUUUGAAACAAGUUGAACAACCAUUUGUGCCUAAGGAUCCACCAGCCGAGUUUGAAUUCAUAGCAGAUCCUCCGUCUAUAUCAGCUCUUGAUCUAGAUAUUGUCAAGCUAACAGCUCAAUUUGUUGCACGUAAUGGAAGACAAUUCUUGACAAAUCUAAUGAAUCGCGAGCAAAGAAAUUUCCAAUUUGACUUUUUGCGCCCUCAACAUUCCUUGUUUCAGUACUUCACUAAACUUUUAGAGCAAUAUACCAAGGUACUGAUUCCACCUAAGGAUUUACUGUCACGUCUUAGAGAUGAAGCUUCUAACAGGGACAAAAUCUUGGAGCAAGUAAAAUAUCGCGCUGAAUAUUUAAAAUAUCAAGAGGCACAGAGACGUAAAGAAGAAGAAGAAUUAGAAAGGGAGAGAGUUGCGUAUGCGCAGAUUGAUUGGCACGAUUUUGUUGUGGUCGAAACUGUGGAUUAUCAACAAUUUGAAGUCGGCAAUUUUCCAGCGCCAACCACACCGGACGAAGUUGGCGCGCGUGUUCUCAUGCAGGAACGUAUAGAGGAAGGUGAAGAUGUGGAAAUGCAAAUCGAUAGUGAUGCGGAAGAGGAAACACAAGCGCGUACGGAAGGCGAGAAAGAUCGUGCGAAAGACAACAAUCAAGUGGAAGAUAUGGAAGAAGAUUCUAGCGAGGAAGACGACGUAUCUCCACCGGGUGACACUCACAAAUCCAAAGAACUCAAACCGCGCGAAACUAAUAUGCAGCCUCCGCCAUUACCACCUACGCCAGGAAAUGUGGUGGUCAAGAAAGGAUACGAUCCGAAACUACACGUUAAUAAAACUGCUCGUCCUGUGGCUCCGGAUGAAUAUUUGAUCUCGCCGAUUACUGGCGAACGUAUACCUGCUAGUAAAGUGCAAGAACACAUGCGUAUCGGACUGUUGGAUCCGCGCUGGGUCGAACAGAGAGACAAGCAUCUGGACAAAUUGGCGCAGGAAACCGUAUUUGCACCGGGCACGGCGAUCGAAGCGAGUCUCAAACAGCUUGCCGAGAGACGUACCGAUAUAUUUGGUGUCGGUGACGAGGAAACCGCGAUCGGUAAGAAGAUCGGCGAGGAGGACAAGAAGAAGGAUGAUAAAGUCACUUGGGACGGUCACACCUCAAGUGUGGAAGCGGCUACGAGGGCUGCGCGCGCGAAUAUCACGCUGGAAGAACAGAUUCAUCAGAUACACAAGGUCAAGGGUCUUCUUCCCGACGAAGAGAAAGAGAAGAUCGGUCCGAAACCGGUGAAUCGUGCGACCGAACUUACUCAUAUGGCUGCCGCUGCUUCUAAACCGCAAGCUACUUUGAAAGCACCUCCGAAACCUCCCGCGCCGAAGCCUAUACCGGUGCCCACUCAACCGCCUCCACCGCCAGCCAUGAGUAUGCCUGCCCCCAUGGGCAUACCCCAGCCGAUGAUGCCGCAGGCGCCGAUGAUGAUGAUGCCUAUGCCACCUAUGUCGGCCAGACCGCCACCUUUGAUGACGCCAGCAAUGUCACCGUUCAUGCCGACACCACCUCCGAUACAGCCACCGAUGCCACCCGCUGGAAUGUUCUUCAAGGAUAGUAACACCCUCGCGUAUUAUAAUUUAACUUCGGGCAAUGUUAUCAAUCUGUUGCCGAAAGAAAGAGGUGGUAGGAAAAAGCAUACAGAAGUCAUUAAACUACUUUUAACAAACGGUUGUAAAGUUAACAGCUACACUAACAAAUCUUAUAAUACUCCACUUCAUUUUGCUGUUAUAAUAGGUGACAUAGAAAUUGUUAAGAUGCUGUUGGACAGAGGUGAUACACCACUGUGGUUUGCUGUUUACCAAGGACAUGUAGAUACUGUUAAGAUGCUGUUAGACAGAGGUGCUAACAUUAAUACUAUAUCAUAUAAAAAUUAUCGUCGCUUUUAUGAAAGCUUCUAUUGUGAACAAAUUGCUGAGAUUCUUAAGCAGCAUAUAGUUAAGAUGAAAACUGCAAAGUUAUACGUAAGUGAACACUUAUCAAUGAGGUGUAAUUACGAAAACAUGAAGGAUUUACAGGAUAAAUGUGAAAAAGAAGUAGCUAUCAUGAAGAAUGAGAAAAUUAGUAAUAUUAACAUAUCAUUUUACGAUAUCUUGAUAAAAGAUACAACUCGAUUAGCAAUAUACAUGAGAAAUGUAAAUGUAGUGCAGGUUUUAAGAUCAGACGAAUUAAGAUUGAGAUUGGAUUACAAUUUGGCCAAUCAGAGCGAAGAUCACUAA